AAAUUAUAAAACCCUAACCAAGGUUGAAGAAAGCAAGAACGAAGAAGGCAGCAGAGCAGGUCUGAAGUGAAGAAGACGGAAACCACCGCCGACGUGGAGACGCCGAGACUCCUAAUCGCCGUGAGCCGACAGAGACAUCCAGACUGUUCAGUGUUAAGACUCCAGUUUUGCAGAUACUUGUGCUUUGAUAACUAAAUUCAACGAUACAUAUCCUGAGCGGGUUUGCCUCAGAUGAAGAUAUUGCAAGCUAAUGCUGGGCCACUUACAAAUUUUGAAGUGCUGGAAUUUCUACGAGGUCGAGGAGCUGGAAAAGAUCAAACACGGCUUUUGUUAUCGAUAAAGCAAUCAGAAUUCAAGGUUUUUGACUAUUUGGAACAAAGCCAGGCUGGCUAUGAGACAUUGGAUACUAUUAAAGAGUUUUUGGAGAAGAGCAAACCUUAUAACCUGACAAAGGCUGAGAUUCUCAACAUCCUCAACACUAGGCCUUCCUCUGUUGCUGAAAUUAAUCCGAUAAUAUAUGAUUGGGACCGAAGAAAGUUGGUUCUCGAUGACUUGGUGGAGGUAGUGGUAGAAGUAUUGCCCGGUCCUCCUCCAACAGAGAAUGAGGGUGAAGAUGAGGGUGAAGACGAGGAUGGGAUGGAGACUGAAGACAAACAAUGAAGUAGGGUAUGGUUUAUGUUUACAUCAUUUGAAUUCAUAUUAAUACAGAGUUUUAUUUGUACUGUUAGAAAAUUGAGAUGUCUAUUAUUGGUAUCAAAAUAAUCCCCAGAUUGAUCCUUGAUUAGU
Molecule: messenger RNA, 786 nt
Organism: Impatiens glandulifera
Lineage: Eukaryota; Viridiplantae; Streptophyta; Magnoliopsida; Ericales; Balsaminaceae
Product: DNA-directed RNA polymerase III subunit RPC9-like
Exons: 5
Coding region: 232-660 (142 amino acids)
Biological process (GO): transcription initiation at RNA polymerase III promoter
Cellular component (GO): RNA polymerase III complex
Molecular function (GO): nucleotide binding
Source: RefSeq, a predicted model, not a curated record